UGUUAUUAACGUAUCUCGCGCACCCCACCUUACCUCGAGGGAGAAACCUUACCAGGUAAAGGGAUUUGAUUAUAGAGUGAGGCUGUCUUCCCGCUUUAUCUCUCUGCCUUUUCUCUAAACAUCCCCUUCAGCCGCCCUCCAUCGUUUCUAGAUUUACUAUUAUUUCGCGCGCCGCGUGAGCCUACCUCUCUAACAGCACCGUCGGGCUUAAAAGCAGUCCUGCGCCAGUUUUACACCCAGCCUAUUCCAAGUAGAAGAAAGAAAGGGAGGGGGGGGAUACAAUAUCAAGAACAGCUCAUAAUCCAGUUAAACCUGACAGUUAUUACCCGCUUUUCACACUUGGAGCCACGGCCUCGAUGUGCCCUCCUUAGCGCCUUUGUGGCCCAAAUACCCACAUCUUUGCGCUACAGCCUAAGACCCUGUUCAUUCCAUCUGUCUUUUCUAUACAACCACGAAUUGUCCUGAGUAUUGCCUUUUCGAGUGACUACGAUUCACUUGGUCAUUGGGCGUUGCUGCCCCUGCCCCUCAUCAUCGGCCGACUCAACGCCGCGUUCACCUGUACGGUGCUGCUAUACUCCCGUGUUAAGGAUUCCUCCGACGCGUCCAACGUUUUUGGCACCCGCUCAACCGGACGAUAUCAUGAGCUCCACCCGUCCUGCACCAACUGCGUCAGCAGUUGUCAAGUCAUCUUCACCGGCUGAGCAAGGAAUUACCAAGCCUCGUCCUCAACUGGAACCAUCACUUUUACCCCUGCAGCCUAUCGAUAAUGUCACAGACACGGGUUAUAUCUUGAACCUGCCACCCACUGGCACGCACAAACCGUCGCCGACGAAGACACGUCGAGGGUCAGGUGUCUCGCUAUCUGGAGGAGGAAAGCUGGGCUUCGUCUCGAUAACGGCCCCUGUUCCACCAUCAUUCCCUACGGAUUCUCCUACGAAGAAAACUCUUUCCAAUCCAUAUGCGUAUCCCAUUACGUCUACAACGUCGAUGCCGCAGUCGGCUUUGUUCACGACAUUUCCCAGCGUCAAUCCCGACAGGCUCUCAAGACAGAGUCAGCCCAUAGAUGAACCACCCAGUGAUAAUUUCGCGGAUUUUCCUGAACCAUCAUUCCACUCCAGAACUCAAUCGAAAAGGACGCUCAUGGACGCGGCUCCAUUGAAGGAGCGGCCCGCGAAAAGGCCGAAACGCGAAGACACUAACUCCAUGCGUUUACCCGAACCACAUGAAAUGCCUCCUAUAGAAGACGACGGCACAAAACCACCGUAUAGUUAUGCAACACUAAUUGGGAUGUCUAUUCUACGCGCACCAAAUAGGCGGUUAACUCUUGCGCAGAUCUACAGAUGGAUCUCAGACACGUUCUCAUAUUACAAGAACAGUGAUCCUGGCUGGCAAAAUAGCAUCCGUCACAAUCUCAGUUUAAACAAGGCAUUCAUAAAGCAGGAACGGCCUAAGGAUGACCCAGGGAAGGGCAACUACUGGGCCAUUGAACCUGGGAUGGAAGCACAAUUCCUUAAAGACAAACCCCUACGCCGGGCCACAAUGUCUAGUAUCCCCCUUCCGGCUGCUCCCCAAAGGGAGCUUGCGCAUUCACAGAGCUCUACCACGGCCACGGCCACGUGGACAGUUCCAUCGUCCGCCUAUCCUUCCGUAGUGCCGAAGUCUUCGAAGAAUGUGGAUUUGUCCUCCGACGCGACACUACCUGCUUCGGACCCCGCCCUCCAGGAUGACACAGGUGAUGAAGGUGUGGGCGGGCCUAUCACGCAGACCCUCCCCCCGCGGUCUUCUCCUCCACCGACUAUACACUCAUCACCUCCAAUUGUGCCACCUCGGUUCAUCCGCCAGGGAACCCCGCCUACUCCAUCUCAGGGUGUUCCGUCGACAGGGGUCGUUUCUCGCUCUAGAAAACGGAAGUCAACUGGCAUGAAUGAUAGCGGCUAUUUUUCUUCUUUGGAGUCCUCGGCAAUGCGACCAAACAAAGCGGGGCACAUCCUAACAUCAGACUUGGAUAUUGAACCUCCUCGUAUCAAGCGUGGCCGGGCAGAAGAAGAGAUCGCUCGGAUUAGGAGUUCUUCUCAUGAUAUCAGUCCAGGUCAUUCUGGUACGCUGAAAGACACUGGGCUUAUUGCUGGCUCUUCGCCACUUCGCAGUGAAUACGUUAGCAUGCUGCCGCCUCCCAUUACCCCUGUUAUAAAAUUCAAGAAGCCCGCAAAGCCCCCACCGUCGGUCUCCCCUAACACCAAUCUUCGAAAUCACCGCAAGAAGAUCCAGCAGAUGGUCAAUUCCCCCAUUAAGCAUUUAGGCCUCACAGAUGACGAUCUACCAUGGAGCCCAGCUUUUAACAUUCAGGAUGAAACUUUUACGCCGAAUGAAAAUCUCCACACUACUUUUGACGUAUUUGCGGAUACUACCACGGAUAACAUUUCGACGCCUGCAUAUGGUUCACCAGGAAAGCGUUCCGCGAAACGUUCACGGGGUGAUGCUAGUGGCUCAAACGGCGGUGUGCUUGCUGAUAUCACGGCUAUGAGUGUGAAUAGCCGGAUCGGCUUGCCUUCAUUUUCAUCUUCAAGCAAAACGAAAGGCCUCCUCUUUCCCGACUCACCAUCGAAGGUCCCCGAGUCUGGGCGUUUUAUAGAUGCUACCCAUGAUGAUUUUUUCUCUUUCCACCUUUUUGAUGAGAGCCCCGGAGAGGUAGAUGGCGUUGAUCUUUUGCAGGGGUUUCAAAAAAUCGGCAGCGGAAGCAAAGAAGAACCACCGAAACCCAGGCCGCAUGUGCCUAGGCCGCAGCUGAAUCAUCGGAGCAAUAUGUCAUUAUUCUGAGUCCCGAAUUGGUUCUACCCUACCGAGGAUUUGAUUGUUCGACAUCUUUGCACUCCAAAAAUAUGGUCUACCCCAAUCUAAUCUCUGCCGUUGCUUAGCGCACAAUAAUACUGAUCUUAAUCCUGGGGAUUGGAGUUUGUAUUCAACAUGAUUUGCUCUUUGGGUUGUUUAAAUUUUAGGCAGGUGAUAUGCUUGGCGUUUGGGGCAGGGGUGAGGCUUGGAAUUGGUUUUGACUUCAAUUGAUGACCUUGUUAUGACCUUGACGAUAUUUGCUAAGAUGUACAUGAAAUGCCAUGUUUUAUGAGCCUGAUUCUUGACCAUGUCUACUCUCAAAAGGCCUUGAUAUGCGCUUGUUAUCUCUUCUUCCUUUUUUAUUGUUGAUUGUAGCUAUAAUUAGUGGUCAUUUGUCAA
This is a messenger RNA of Aspergillus caelatus, 3228 nucleotides long. Its product is annotated as forkhead box transcription factor. Gene Ontology annotation, biological process: regulation of transcription by RNA polymerase II. The transcript has a single exon. Bases 640 to 2817 code for a protein of 725 amino acids. Lineage: Eukaryota; Fungi; Ascomycota; Eurotiomycetes; Eurotiales; Aspergillaceae. The record is from RefSeq and is a predicted model, not a curated record. Gene Ontology annotation, molecular function: DNA-binding transcription factor activity, RNA polymerase II-specific; RNA polymerase II cis-regulatory region sequence-specific DNA binding.